AUUGGAAUUGGCAGAUUCAAAACAGCAUACCAAGGAUGGUUGAUACUAAUGGUGCCUCCUAGGUCUGGUCUGGGGCCAUGGGCAAGUCACAAGGUUGUUGUGAAAUGUUCAUUCAAAAGAGUGUACCCUCAAGACAUGCCUGCAUCUAGCACAGAUUACAGAAUUGGAUGCUUUGCACCAUCUGAUGAGCUGGCCAAGCUGUUCAGAGAAGCAAAUGUCCUAUACUGGGCAAAAGCUUUGUUAGAUCUUGUCUACAAUUUCAUUGACCAUGCAAUUGCAGAUACAUCUGAUCCUUCACCAUUUAAUAUUCCACAUGUGCAGCUUAUUGAAGCCAGCCUUGCACUAUCAUACCCUCAAAGCAGUGGCAAGUCUUCAUUAAAGACUGUGAUGAUACCAUGUAGAGCUUUCCUCCUUGAGGAGGUUAUUGAGGGUGAAGAUUUCACCAAGUUUAUUCAUAAUAUGGAUCCUGACCCACUGCUUGAC
Suillus subaureus is the source of this 483-nucleotide messenger RNA. RefSeq lists its product as uncharacterized. The annotation marks the transcript as partial. The record is from RefSeq and is a predicted model, not a curated record. NCBI's taxonomy places the organism in Eukaryota, Fungi, Basidiomycota, Agaricomycetes, Boletales, Suillaceae. The transcript has a single exon.